This is a messenger RNA of Culex quinquefasciatus (southern house mosquito), 1436 nucleotides long. RefSeq names its product zinc finger protein 23. The record is from RefSeq and is a predicted model, not a curated record. Lineage: Eukaryota; Metazoa; Arthropoda; Insecta; Diptera; Culicidae. Gene Ontology annotation, biological process: regulation of transcription by RNA polymerase II. Gene Ontology annotation, molecular function: zinc ion binding; RNA polymerase II cis-regulatory region sequence-specific DNA binding; DNA-binding transcription factor activity. The transcript is spliced from 5 exons. Gene Ontology annotation, cellular component: nucleus. Bases 374 to 1345 code for a protein of 323 amino acids.
AGAUGGAUGUUUGGAAGCAUUGUAAACAAAUGUUUGAAAACUGCACACAGAUUUAAAUUGAUUUCGUGAACAUUGGUUGGCGAAACUAUAAAAAAUGGACGCAGUGUUAAUGUUGUUUACAAAGGAAACUAUCAACUUAAGAUACUUGAAAAGCUCGUUUUGAGAUGGGAAAGAGUGUUUCAUCUUCCGGCGUUGAAUUUCACUUUGCGAAAUUUUGGAUUGCUUACUAGUAUAGAGAAGUUUUUCGUUAAAAAGUGUUUUUUUAUGAAUAUUUUUUUCUAAACCGAAGUGGCUUAACAAAAAUCAUUUUUGUUUAUCAAUUGAAUGUUUUCUUGAUUCACCGAAGCUAAAUCGAUAGCAAAGCUAUUCACCAAUGGAAACCUCCAGCAAAACACCAAAUUGCACACCUCACACCGCAAACAUUGCCCACUUCUGUCGAUUCUGCCUAACGAAAGCCCCAGCGCUGGUGCCGAUCCAGUCUACCGUCAAAGAUGUACCGAUUCCCAAAAUGUUCGUCCUGCUCACCGGAGUCACGAUAGACCUGAACGAUUCCUACCCUCAGAACGCAUGCUCCGAGUGCUGCGGAAAGCUGGAAACGGCCUACAACGUGCGACAGUCGUUUCUGGACAAUGUGUUUAAAUUGCCUGAGUUUUUAAAAUCCCGUAAAGGCAACGUUGGGUCCGAGUCGGAAAAUGAGGAUGAUAUUGGCAUCAAAAAUGAACCUUGGGAAAGUUCAGGAGAAGCAUCGAGUGAAGACGGAAGCUCGUCAGAGUUUGAAUACGUAGCAGUGGAAGCACCGCCGAAGAAAAGAAAAAUAACAAAAGCAAUUAGCCUGUCCAAAGAAAAAAUCGUGGGUAAAAAUCCUCGCCAGAUUUACACGCAAAGUUCUGACCAAAUAAAGCAAUACACAUGCAAAUACUCAGGAUGCGAGUACGUUACCGCGGACUAUUUCAAGUACCAUCAUCAUAAAAAGAGUCGACACGAGCGCAAUUUCGAGUGUUCGAUUUGCCAGAAACGGUUCCCAAAGCAGAUCCAGCUUUCGAAUCACGCAAACUCGCACCUUGAGAAAAGCGAAAGGCCGUUUGCGUGCGAUCAGUGCGACCGAAAGUUUACCUCAAAGACACGACUGAUAGCCCACGGCAGAAUUCACACCGGUGAAAAGCCCUAUCUCUGCACGGAGUGUGGCGAAUCGUUCCACAGCUCGGCAUUUCUAGCCAAUCACGCUAUGAAGCACUCGAAGCCGCAGCAUAAAUGUCAGCACUGCAGCAGAGAGUUCCGGUACAAGGGUGACUUCGUUAAGCAUCUUCGAUUACACGAGGAAAACGAGUGGCAGUGCAGUUUUUGAGCUUGAGCUCCAUGUACCGGUGUUGAAAAUUUGUAAAGAUUGAUUUAAAGCUGACUUUCUAUAAUCUGCAUUAAAAUAUUUUAAACUUAAA